Molecule: messenger RNA, 471 nt
Organism: Akanthomyces muscarius
Lineage: Eukaryota; Fungi; Ascomycota; Sordariomycetes; Hypocreales; Cordycipitaceae
Exons: 5
Coding region: 1-471 (156 amino acids)
Biological process (GO): translation
Cellular component (GO): cytosolic large ribosomal subunit; ribosome
Molecular function (GO): structural constituent of ribosome
Source: RefSeq, a predicted model, not a curated record
AUGUCUGCCCCUGCGCUUAACAACGUGUCCUCGGACAUUAUCUGGGCUAUUGUCCGUGACAACCACUGCUUCCUCUCCAAGAGCCGUCGCAAUGGUGGUGCUCAGUUCUCCUCUGACCCUCUCAACCUGACCAACAAGAACACCCGCAAGCACGCUGGUUUCGUCAACGACAAGGCCAUCGGUGUCAUCCCCGGCGAGAAGGGCGGUCUUACCAUCCUGAGCAAGACCAUCAAGAACUCUACCAAGCCUGCCAAGGCGUUUUCCAAGACCAACAUCUCUGGCGCCAAGUCUACCCGCAAGAUCUACAAGACUGUUGCCAACCAGACCACCAAGACCGGCUACCGCUCUGACCUCCGCCAGUACGCCGUCGAGCGUGUCUCUGCCGUCCGCCGCGCCCAGCGCCCCGUCAAGGAGGCUCCCGAGGCCAAGCCCCGUGGCAAGAAGGCCCAGAACGCUGCCGAGUCCUCUUAA